CGUUCAAUUCUACUUUUUGAGAUGCUAUAAACUCAGCAACGCACUGCUCCAACCUUCUUCCCCACUGUUCCCAUCAUCAUCUGAUUCUCCAUUCUCAACCAUCCAUUACCCAUUUUUCGCCUUCCUCAGAUCUCAAAUUUUCCCCCAAAACCCAUCUCCCAUGGAAGCUCUCAUCUCCCAGUUCACUUUCCUCUCCGAUCAAGCUCUACACGACAAGAAUUUCGACCCUUCCACCAUUGAAGACCUCAUGAAGCUCUUCGAGAUCGAAGCUUACAAAUCCUGGGCCGCCAUGGAGCUCCAACACCAGAACGAGGUUCAAGACGCUGAGAUCGCCAUGCACCAGGCUGAGGAUUAUCUCGAUUCUGUCAUGGAAGACGCCAUGGAUGAGUUUAGACGGUUCGAGGAGGAGUUCGAUCGGAUGGCCGAAGCUGAGCUCCAAGAACUCCUUGACAAGUCUGAGAAGGCUCGCAAGAUGGGGAGUUUGAUGGAGAAGGCUGCGGCGGUUGCUUCUAAAAGGUACAUGGAGGCAGCCAUGAAUUCCGCCACCGCUUCCAUGAGAUCCGCCUGGAAGGCUAUUUCCUCCAAUAAGGUUCAUCCUUCUUGAAGCUGCUUCCUUUUUCUAGCUUUUCAUUUCUUGUUGAAUUGAAGAUAUCUAUUUACCUUUUCAAUGUCGGCUCUCUGGAAAUUUGGAUCAAAACCCUACUUUCAGAAGCAUUCUACUUGUACUCUACUUUCAGAAAGUCAAGGAACUAUCUCCAUAAACUGUAAAAUUAAUGCAUAAAUAACUACAGUUUCAUACUUCAAUUCAUCAACAUUCCUA
Molecule: messenger RNA, 820 nt
Organism: Benincasa hispida (wax gourd)
Lineage: Eukaryota; Viridiplantae; Streptophyta; Magnoliopsida; Cucurbitales; Cucurbitaceae
Source: RefSeq, a predicted model, not a curated record